AUGGAGAGCAUCAAAAACAGCCUGGGUUUGUUGAUGGCCACGGCUCAAUUCGAGGACAGAAUGAUGGGCAUGGUUGGAGGGGAGGACCUGGAAUCAAACAAGGGGCUGAGGAAAGAAAUGCGCCGCCUACGACGUUUGAUCAAACACCAUCUCAUGGCGAUGCAAGAUUUGCCCGCGCCGCUCGGCCAUAAUCAUUAUUCUGAGCGCGAGGCGUCAUCGGACUCCCUGGACCCCGACCUGAUGAGGAAGAAUGCUUUGAUCGAGUUAGGUUGGAGUAUAUAUGAAAGUGGAAGGAUUCCCAUUUCUCCUCCAAUCUCGCCGUCCAGUUCCGUCCCGAAUCAUUCUAGCCAGCCACCAGAUACUCAUCGCCGGUCGCGGCGACGUCGCCGUUCCACCACGCCACAUCCCGUCCACUUACCACGGCAAGCUUCCCCUGAACCGCCAGAUCCUCCGGUCAGUGAAAUCGGCCCAGUGCUUAGUUCUGAGGAUUUUUCAGAACCACCGUCAGACAUCCACAAGACAUUACGCUAUGGGAAAGAUGAUGUGACCGCAGUCACGAGCGGCUACGUCACUGACAUGAACAACAUAGCCGAUCUCUCUCGCUGGCGCCAAACCACGGCAUCCGUGGUUGAGUCUCUGGACGGAAAUUUCAUCUCCAUCCACAAAGCCCGGGAAUUGAACCUGGACAUUGACUCUCCGAGUUUGACCGAGAACGUUAUGUUUGACUUCGGGACCGGAAAGCUUGAGAGGAGUUUCGGGAAGACAACUUUCAAGUGGAGACCUUGGAAUCAUGCCGACGUACGCUAUCCGUCGCUAAUUAUUACCUGCGAUGUGUGCGAGAACUCUACAGUUGGCCUGGUACUGGGGACGCCGUUUCUCGACGAAAGAGAACGCCUUUGGCCUUAG
Molecule: messenger RNA, 906 nt
Organism: Chaetomium globosum CBS 148.51
Lineage: Eukaryota; Fungi; Ascomycota; Sordariomycetes; Sordariales; Chaetomiaceae
Exons: 2
Coding region: 1-906 (301 amino acids)
Source: RefSeq, a predicted model, not a curated record